This is a messenger RNA of Haliotis rufescens (red abalone), 8674 nucleotides long. RefSeq lists its product as uncharacterized. The transcript has 32 exons. Bases 1669 to 4809 code for a protein of 1046 amino acids. Lineage: Eukaryota; Metazoa; Mollusca; Gastropoda; Lepetellida; Haliotidae. The record is from RefSeq and is a predicted model, not a curated record.
GACCUCGGCAUAUGAGGUACAAAGGACUGCAUAACAUGUUGAGUGAAACAGCUAGUGUACAAGGAAGUAGACCAGAUCAGCAAUGUGAACUAUGAUUGGCCAUCUUUAUACACGUGAUCAGGGCGUGACUUGCAGCACACAUCACAGCGGGGAGAUUACCUGAGUCGGACUAACGUUGAUCUUGAGAACAAGACACCGGACCUCGGCAUAUGAGGUACAAAGGACUGCAUAACAUGUUGAGUGAAACAGCCAGUGUACAAGGAAGUACACCCGUAUAUCAGCAAUGUGAACUAUGAUUGGCCAUCUUUAUACACGUGAUCAGGGCGUGACUUGCAGCACACAUCACAGCGGGGAGAUUACCUGAGUCGGACUAACGUUGAUCUUGAGUUUGUCAUUCUCUGUAAUGUAAACAAGGAUUCCCAAUGAGAUGUUACUAUGUGGUUACUGUGGUGAAGAUCUCCCAGAAGGGACUAAAAGUGUAGAGGGAGAAGAGACGUAUCAUGAGGAAUGUAUCAAUGAAUAUAUACCAAGACGUGAACAAGCAGUUGCUGAGUUCCUGAAAUAUGCUUCUUAUGAUGGCCACGUCCUGUCCAUGGGAAUUCAUGUGAGCUACCUAUAUGGUUCAAAGCAAGAAAAAGAUCCUAAAAAGAAAAAACAGAAGCGAGAACAAAAAGCAAAUGAGUUGUUAAAUAAAGUUUCAGCUUUGCGCAACUCAAACUCUGGGUCGAUAUUGAUUCAUCUCGUUGGUUUAGCAAAAGAAGAUCAGUUCACUGGUGCAUUUGAUGAGUUUGCAGAUACCAAACUAAAUUCCUUGAUUCACGAUGGAAAACUCUUCCCUGAUGUUUAUAGAAAACAAAGAUUAAGUGAUCUUGAAGAAUGUUGUGAAUUCCAUGAUUUUCUAGUUCUGUUCGUGUCUGCAGCUUCAACCGUGACAACCUCCGACUUUAACACCAAGGUUGCUCUUGAUGACUGCAUCCUAGACCCUACUGCUGAAUCAGUCCGAACAUUUCUGAAGGAAAGAAAAGUGUACAACAAGACAUUCCAUGUACUUCCUGGAGUUGCCUCUACAUCUGACCUAGCAAGCUUACAAGAAAGUAGAUCAGUCCAAUUCAAAAGUCACUUCUCACAGAAAGUCAAAGCAGAUGAAGUAGUUGAUUGCAUCUCUCACAAAGUCCGCCUUACGGAGUAUGUAAGUGCGUUUUCCAAACUUGAAGGAGGGGGUUCUUUUUUGUAUGGCAUACACGAGAAGAAGGUGACCCAUGGUAAUUGUGGUUAUGAUUCUAAGGAACCGAUUCCACAGCCAGUAACCAUCACUGAUGAAAACAAUUUCAAGGAUACACUAGCACAAAGGAUACAGGAGAAUACUCUUGUUUGUGACUAUGAUGGUGGGGCAUCAACUGAUGCUGAUGUAGCACAGGUACGGUUAAUCCCUUCAAGAACGAACGUGGACAACACUCAGAGACUCAAUUGUCAGAGAGGAACUGCAGGUGCAAAAGAGGCAGUUGUUCAGGUAUCCGUGAGGCCAGUGACAGGAAUAGUGUUCUAUGACAAAAAGGGACCAUUGGCUUACAGGUAUGAUGUAAAUACAGACAAUGUCACAAGAAUGAAUGUCAAGGAAUGGUUCCGUGCAUUUACUAGAACUAAUGCCUAGGAUACAUCAACACACACAUGCACAGGAAACAACAACGAAGCAUUAACAGUACUGUCACUAAAAUGUGGAAGUUGUUGAAACAAAUCGUGAAAGAGGAUGAGGGUAACUUCACUUUGGAAACCAAUGACUUUUUUCGACCGAGCCUGAAGCAGAUUGGAAACAGUGUCUUCGAUAUCAGGAAUUACUACAUCCCUCAAGAAGGAGUGAACAUAUUACCAAGCAACAUUGAAACACCCCUGAAAGAAGUUAAGGAAAAACUUUUAGAACUUUUGGACAAUGGUGCUUUUGACUUUCUAUGCAACGAUGCAGUUAACAAACGUACCAAUCAAUAUGAUGCACAAGGAGGUGUUGUGUUCAUAUCUCAAUCGUUGGCUCCCGUCUUUGAUAUCCCUACAUCGGCCCUGGCAGGUCAUGUCAUAUGUGAUGCGUUCAUCGCUCUACCUGGACAUUCUGUCCUGGUCCUCACCCUGGUUGACGGGGACUCCUUCUCAAAGGAAGUAUUGGAGUAUAACAUGUCUGUGGCUAGAGGAGUGACAGUAACACUCAGUAGAUUCAUGAACGAAUGUGUACACCCAGUACAUGGAGUGCUACCUGCCUCGACAUUAAACAACAUUGUGUCCUUUAAAGCUCGCAUAGACAGACUUGUAACAAAGUCAUCACACUUUGUCACAAAGGACUCACUGGUUAUGAAUCCUACCAGGUAUGGCAAAGUCCUGAACGCUUUCUGGGCAGGUGUUGCAGAGACAAAGUCGUUGAUGACAGAGCGUGGGGAAAUAGAUGAUGACAGUCUGAGAUUUCUUACAAGAGAACAAUGUAUUAUACUAGUUGAGAACAUCAACAGUAGAGACGUUCAGGUGAUGUGUGGACCACGUACUGGAGCCACGACGCUGAUGCUGGAGGUAGCCAGGAGACUAAGCAGGCUGGGGGACACACUUCUGGUCUGUAAGUCCCGGGAAGAGAGGGAUAGACUCAGGAAAGUGUAUCGGCCAGCUGUAUCAGCCGAUGAACUCGGUACGCUGGACAUGUCAUCAUAUACAGUCAUCGUGGAUGAAACUAACGUGACAAGAAACUACCCAGUAUGUUCACGCUGGAGAUUUACAAACAUUCAAGAAGAAUUGGCAAACCUGAAGAUGCGUACAACAGCCAUGAAAAGAGAUGUGGACACCGUGAAAGGACAGAUAGAUGCAUUAGAGAGUUAUGAAUGUCAAAGACAGAUAAACUUCCUUUUUGAAGAAAUGGAUGUGUUGCGGCUGCUUUCCGUGAAAAUAAAGCGCUUCAUGACUGAACAUGAUCGAAAGAAAAAGGCACUUCGACACCCUCCAGCUGACGACCUUUCACCAGUGUGUGGCGGUCGGGACCUCCUGGCGAUUAGGAUGAAACCUCAAGUCAUUGAGUUUAAACAGAGAAUAUAUGGACAGGAAGAUGUUCUGUGCAGCAUAAAAGAGUUUCUAGUUGAAGACAAGAUCCACAUUGAUUAUCUCCAGACUACAAUAGAUUCUUGGAUAAAGAAACAGGAUUCAGUGUUUUUUGGAGAAUAUUUUCAUGAUCCCGCAGCCAUAAACCUUGAAAGGGAACUGGAACGCGUCACCAAGCAGUUGCAGGUAAAGAUGGAGAGAAACAGUGAAAAAAAUGACGAGGUGAUUCCUGCAAAUCUGGUGGACGUGUAUAAAGGGGAUGACUCAGUGAUGAAACCACACGCGGACGUCCCACAAGCAGCUCCCAUCGCCCCUACGCCACGAAGUGUAUCAACGAUGCCGUCACAACAGAAUAUAUCUGAAGGCAGGGUGCGAUCUUUCCUUCCCCAGUCAAACCAAUGCAAGGAUUCGGAUUCCGGAGACAAAGAGAAAGAAGAGACGAAGACAGGGGGCGUGGGGCAGAUGGCAAUACAGUUCCAGGAUAUGAUGAAAAGGGCCGAAAAUAUGGAUAAGUCUCAUAGCAGUCAAGUUGAAGAGCCAUCUAUAUCAAAGGGGACGUUGAGUGAUGACUACACUGCAAGUCAAGAACGGGACAUGAGAGCUUCAGAGACACAAAUAUGUAUUGCAGAGAUCGCCGAACAAGAGAAGAGGUUGCUGACCUUAGAGGAGGAACAUGACCUCCAAAAACGACACCUUGAUUUGCUGUACUGUGACCUUCCUCAUGAGUGGUUCAUCAAAGUGCACUACCUACAGAGACACCAGGAUGUCUUGUCCCUGUACGACGUGGAGCUGCCGGAAGUCAUCAGUGAGAUGGUCAGACCCGGACCUUCCCACAUCCAGACAUCCAAGUUGGAGAUUUCUCCAGAAGAUGAAAGCCACAAGAGGCCUGUGAAGAGAAGUCAAAUUGCCAAACUGAGGCGGUUUCAACAAGGGCUGCUGAAGGAGAGUGACCUGUUUGACAUCAUAGGAAACAUGAUUGUCGAUGAUGAAGACCACCUCGCCUCUUUACAAGCACUGAAUGGGCCUGUGUAUGUGGUGGGACCAUCCUCUCUUCAGGUUGUGUGUCCUAAACUACAUCUGGACGCCGCUCGAGUCAACAAAGACGAGUGCCACGUAACUACAGACGGUGAACUGGUCAACUGGGAGCCCGACACAUGGUCACGUGACAGGCGCAGGCUGUGGGAGUAUUGGGGGACCUGUGCCUCCACCCCCAUCCCCCUUUCUCCACCCCACCCCACUCACACCCCGGUAUACAGCACACCCAAAUACUGGGAGACACGCACAAGGGUGCGGGUGGUGAAGGGAAAGUGGUCGCAUGUCCUGGAGAUGGGGGUGGUGGAGGCAGGACAGGUGGACAAUGAGUUGUGUGUUUCUCAACAGCGUCGCUCCUGGUGUGUCCAUGUAGGGAGCUGUGACAGUCACGAGGAGAGUAUCUGUACCACGGUGUGGUGGGAGGAGGAGCAGGGCGAGUGUCACCAGAACACCGUGUCCAACACUCCCGGCACACAGGCCACCUUCCACUAUGGCGUGGUGCUGGAUGUGGGGAGGGGCAGAGUGGCCUUCAUCGAUCUCAACAGAGGGAUUGUUAUAGGGAAGUGUGAUGGGAGGUUCCGGGAAGACCUGUACCCCGUGUUUGGUGUUGGGCCGUCAGAUGAAUGUACUGUCAACAUGGAGCUGAUCAGCGGGGACAACAUCGCCAUCACUGACACCAAGAUGUCACUGAUCCAUGACGCGCUGACAUAGGAAAUAAACAAGACAUGAGACUGUGUGAAGUUAUCAGUGUAACCAGAGACCAUAUAACAGAUUAUUAUAUGGUACCUGGUGUAACUGAGAGAUUUAUAUCAGCUGUUUCAGUGACGUGUACGAACUGAGAGAAGCUGACAUAUAAGUGUCUGGUUUCUAUGUUAUUUCAUGUUCACAAAAAGUAACGAAGUUUGCUAAAUGUGAUGUUUUGCUGCACGAGAGGGUUCUCCAGUGUAUACAAAGUAUUUAGAAUUCUCACAUUGAUAUCUUUAUGUUGAAAUUAUUGCUGUAGUGACUUCCAACAUGAGACACUGUGUGAUGUUUUGAGAGUGAUGUGAUAUGAAAAUGAGUGAAGUGAAGUUUCACAAAAAAAAUGUUUCAAAUAGCAAUUUUCAUAAUUUCGCAUCACUUGCCUGUGAAUUAUAACUGUUUUGAAUCCAAACAUUAAUAGUUUCAUCAUCAGAAUGUUUUUGUAGCAGCUUAAACUAUGACACAGUGUGUGGUUCUCUGAUCAUGACAUGCGUGUGAGAGCACAAGCUUGACAACAAAUUUCGUUAUUUCACCUCACUUGCCUGUAGAUUACACAUGUAUUUAAGAAUUGAAGAUCAGUUUGGAUGGGUUCAUUGAAGUGUGAACGAUUUAAAAGCGCUGCUUAAACUGUGUUUUAGUUUCACCAGCUGCCUUGUGGAAUAUGAACUGGUGGGGAUUGAACGGAGUGCUCUGUAACUCGCGUGAUUUGUGUUACUUUUCAAGCUCAAGGUGUGUUAUAUUUGGAGUUUGGGAUUUGUCGUGUGUGCUGUAAUAAUUUGCUUAUCUGAUGCCGGCUUCGUUUCUGUGCCCCGUCCUUCCUCAUGUGCCGCCGCUUCUCGGCCUAGAAUACGCACACGAAGAAGGUCGACCAACUCAGAAACCAGAAGGCGACUAUGCUUAACGUAAGAGGCGACUAAAGGGAUCGGGUGGACAGGCUCGCUGACUUGGUUGAUGCAUGUCAUCGAUCCCAAUUGCGUGGAUCGAUGCUCAUGAUAUCAAUCACUGGAUUGUCUGGUCCAGACUCGAUUAUUUACAGACUGACGUCAUAUAGCUGGAAUUUUGCUGAGUGCGGCGUUAAACAACAAACCAACCGUCUCCGAUGACCAAUCGUUAAAACGGGUAGAUCUCUAGAUCGAAGCAAGUUUUUUAUUAUUAUUUUUAUUUCAAGUUUCUUCCCUUACCUUUUUUAUGUCUUAUAUUUUUAAAAGCUAGAUUAAUUUUAUUUGGCUUACCAUUGAACAUUUUCAGAGCCUAUUAAUUUAGUGUUUUUCAUUAUAGAUUUGCUGUGUCUUAGUUUCUCAAAAUCUUGUAGGUUUUUUUCUGAUACGAAUGUGAAUCAGGUUUUAGUUUGGGAUUGGGAAAGAAACAGUGUACACUUUAAAGUAUGAAAUUAUUCACUUUUUAAACCUAUUAUGAUGGUUGUAGCUUAUGUGGAGAUCCGAGCUAAAAUUGGUCUACAGCAACCCAUGCUUGUCGUAAGAGGCGACUAACAUGCCCUGUCACGAGGUUGACUUCAAAUUGCAUAAAUCGAUGCUCGUGAUAUCAAUCACUCGAUUGUCUGGUCUAGCCUCGAUUAUUUACGGGCCACCGUCAUAUAGCUGGAACAUUGCUUAGUAUGGCGUUGAACAAGAAUCAAACUAAUAUAUGAUAUGUUGGUUAUUCCCUGAAGAAUGACAGGCUUUGCAAUAGUCAGACCACAAGAGUGACAAGUUGUUCAAAUAAUAAUGUUGGGCAUUUCAAAUGUUUUCAAUCGAGCAUUGACAGUUUUAUGGCUACUUUUUGAGCAGCACAUAGUAUUUCACAUGGUGUUUACCGGACUUAGUUUGGCGUCAACACGUGGCUGUGAAUAUCCAGGGAAUAACCUGUGUGAGCUGCACGAAUUAUCUGCCGUGUGUGAAUUAAACAUUUUGUCAUAGUUGUAAAAUUGGUCAUGUUUUCCUCAAUAUUUAUAUAAUAGUUAACUGUGGUAAUAGUUUUUAUUGUGUUAUAUUAAGUUAAAUGUAAGGUGCUGUAUUCAAUCAGUCUCACAUGUGAAGGUCGCAGCUAUCUAGAAAAUUACAUAACAUCCUUGGAGCAUGGUCAGUAUUAUCUAUCUGUACGUGUCUCAGCCUCUAUCGAAAUGAGCGCUUGUCACAGGUUUGCUGAUACGUCCAACUCAUAUCAAUAUUUUCGGACUACUUCAUCAAUUAUUAUUCAACUUAUGUGGACAUCACUUGGUCAAACUUCUUAGGCAAGCCUUAAUCCCUAUUCUCGGCGCACGAACUCAAAGUUUCUUAUCAAGCUGAUAAUUGAACAUGCAGUAAAUUCGUGACCAUUCAAGGUGUCUAGAGUAUAUAUACUGGCUAGCCCCGGGGGUACCUCACUGUCGAGAAAUCCCCAAUAAAGGGGCUGGCCAUAGACACUUUGUUUGGUUUCUUUGAAGGUAAGUCAUGUUCACCUUACUAUUUCUCUAAAGUUAUAAGUUAAAUUGUUUUAUAAUUUGUAUCGUAUAUGGAGCAAUAUUGUAAAGGUGUUUAAUCUUAUGUUAUUGACCGUGUAUAAGUGCAAAUAUAUUAAGUGAGUUGUAUCUAUUUAACGGACUUAUCUGUCAGAUGAACGUGCGUUAGGUUUAGACAAAACUAUCGUUUAAGUAUUAACUCCACAGUAUAGCAUAUAUUGAAUAUCAAACAUUUUCCGAGUCGGAAAUAAGAUGUUAACACUCGGGUGUCGUGGUAGCAAGCUGUGUAUUUUAUCUGCGUGUUGAUAUUUUAGUGUGAUUCAGUUAUUUUGUAUAUGUGAAAAUGUCGCGUAAAUGCAGACGAACUAUUUCACUUUGAUCAGACCUUUUAUGUCACACGAGGUAUGUACAUUAUCUUUUAAUGUAAGGAUUCUAUGAUGAACCAUACAUUGCAUGUAUUACUUGUUCAUAAACAGAAUCCAGACUGUUUUAAAUAAUUUUUAUAUGAAUUAUUUGAUGGAUCUAGCCUGGCAGAAAACGUUGAUUUCUGUAGCUAAUAUAUGAUGUAUUCACAUCACACAUAUUUAUGCUAAUAGCACAACUAAGCCAGAGCUAAAAUCAGUAAUAAUAUCCAUGUAAUCAUUUAGUUAAUCUGUUAGCGAUGUACAAAAAAGAUAGGUAACUCUCUUGUACUUACAUAGGUCUGAGCAUAAUGCAUUUGUAACACAGCUUCAGCAAACAUGUCUACAUUACGAGCAAUGCCUAAAAAUGUACAUAUAUCCAUAUAUUAUACCAUUCAGUAAUGUGAAUGGACAUUCGUUAAUGGGCCCGUUAACUCAGUGUAUGUGGAUGCUAUCAGAUAUAGUUUGUUUGCUGCGGUAGUUUAGAUGAAUUAUAGAUAUGGCCUUCAAGUAUAACAUAUACCAGCAUAAGACAAUGAAUGAUAUAUGCUCAGAAGUACAGCCAACACAUAUUGUUAUUUAUAUUUAAAUCUGCAUACAUGCGAUACCGAUAUUGAGUUUAACUAAGUUUAUACGUAAAUAAGACAUAUCUUAUGGCACUCCCAUUUAGCAAGGCGUAAUCAUAAUAAGGAGUGGCUGAAAAUAAGUAUCACAUAAGAACAUGGAAGCUUUGUUCACAGGUAUCUUUGUAGACUGACUUUAACAUUGUUAUUUGUAAUUGGUUGUUUUAUCACUUAGCCCAUGAUACAUUGGUAUAUCAUGACAUUUACACUCUUAUGUAUAAUCAUUGUUUAAUAUCACGCACUAUUGUGAUAACUGCUUCUUUUAUGGAAACUGUAAAUGUUCUAUAUGACUUUGUACUUUAUAUGUAAAAAUAUUUCUUAUUUUAAAUGUGACAGACUGUCGAGAAAUCCCCAAUAAAGGAGCUGGCCAUAGA